Molecule: messenger RNA, 1469 nt
Organism: Homalodisca vitripennis (glassy-winged sharpshooter)
Lineage: Eukaryota; Metazoa; Arthropoda; Insecta; Hemiptera; Cicadellidae
Product: coiled-coil domain-containing protein 113-like
Exons: 9
Coding region: 111-1403 (430 amino acids)
Biological process (GO): cilium assembly
Cellular component (GO): axoneme; ciliary basal body
Source: RefSeq, a predicted model, not a curated record
UGUCAGCAUAUACCUGGUAUUUACAGAGUUGUUUAGGUUAGACUGGACAGUUCAGUUGAGGAACAAUUUAAGUUAGAUUAUGUUUAAGUUGUGAUAUAAAAUUCAAAAUCAUGGAUGCAGUAUCUAAAACAUCUGGUUACUCUCGUAAAAAUGUUGAAGAUUAUUCAAAUUUACAAGAAAUUUUGGCAGAGAUAGAAGCAAUGACAAGAGACAACUUUCUUCAAACUCAAGCGAAUGAAGUUAUGGAACGGUAUUUGCGCAAGAAGAAUCCAAACCUAUUAAUUGGUUUAGAUAGGCCAAUGAUGGAACACCCAGCGUUCAGAGACGUGUAUAUGAGCCGAUCUCUCUCCACAACAGCAUCACUAGACUCCUCGACCUUGACACUCACUCGCACCUCCACCAGUUCAAGCCCUGUCCUCACAUCUCGUAGUGCUCUUCAUUCAUCCAUGGCUACCAACAGGAUAAAUAUUAUUUACCGUAUUGAGAUGGUGGAGAGAGAAAUGGAAGAGGGAAAGAUGACAAUGGAUAAGCUGAAAAAAAGAUUUCAUUCUGCAAAAUUUCUUCUUCAAACGGAAGAAGAAAACUUUUGCUCACAACUGGAUACGUUACAAGAGAGUAAGAAAAACUUUGGAAAUUUUAUCAAUGAAGGUACAGACAAGAAAACUGGACGUGUAUUCCAAGAUAAAUUUCUAAGGUAUUUAGAGAGCGAGCUCCAAUUGAAGGACCGAGAUCUGAGGAAGAUGAAGCUAAAGACAAAGACUUAUCAGACAGAGUAUAGUAGAAUGAAAUCACAGCAACAGCAAAAGUUAGAACUGCGAGAGCGACUACACCCUGUAGACUUGGACAAGCUCCAGAUUGAGAACCAGGAGUUGCUGCAAGUGCUAGACUUCAAGACCAGAGACCUUCUUGACCUCAAGAGAACUGUUGGAAGAAAGGGUCAAAAUCUGGUAUCGCUGAAGUCAAAGUUAAAUGAUACAAUUCUCUCUCUCAAGAACAUGUCUCAAGACAUAAAGCUAAAAGAGGCCAAGUAUACCUUUACUGAAAAUAAGGAAGCUCAAAAUUUAAAUGAUUUGGUUACUGCUGAAGUUUUGAAUCAAAGCAUCAAAAAGCUCAACAGCACAUUUAAGAGCCCAGAUGUCCACAGUUAUCUGAAAAUGGAAAUGAACUUGAAUGAGCUACGUAUGGAGCAACAAGUCUGGGAACGACGUUGCCGCAACCAAAGACAAACCAUAAUCUUGCUGGAACACCAGCUUAAGCAGACAACUCCGGUGAGCUACUCCCGCUCCAGGUCCACCUUCAGAACCACAAGGUCAUUCAGUUCAAAAUCAGCUGAUUCCACACUGAGACAGAAAGACAAAAUGAAUUUCCCACACGCUACUCCAACAACACCAAUGCUGCUGUAGCUAUAAAACUUCAGACUGAUCUGUUUUGUGAUUUCCAAAUAAACUUUGGGUACCUAUAGAGUGAGA